Messenger RNA from Solanum verrucosum, 623 nucleotides. Its product is annotated as small RNA-binding protein 11, chloroplastic. The record is from RefSeq and is a predicted model, not a curated record. Bases 46 to 435 code for a protein of 129 amino acids. Gene Ontology annotation, molecular function: RNA binding. The transcript is spliced from 4 exons. NCBI's taxonomy places the organism in Eukaryota, Viridiplantae, Streptophyta, Magnoliopsida, Solanales, Solanaceae.
UUUGACAUUCAGCCUUCACUCUCUUUCUCUCUACGCAGCACAACAAUGGCUGCCUUGAGAAAAUUAUUAUUACCCAAAAAUACAAGUGUUGUUAUAUCAAACUCUGCAGUUUUCCUUUCUCGAAGAGGCAUAGCUUCUAAGCUAUUCGUUGGAGGCCUCUCAUUUUACACCACAGAGAAGGCGCUGUCAGAGGCAUUUUCUCAACAUGGUCAAGUUAUUGAAGCUAAAAUUGUGACGGAUAGAGUCUCAGAUAGAUCCAAGGGCUUUGGAUUUGUCACCUAUGCAUCUGAAGAUGAAGCGGAGAAGGCCUUGCAAGAAAUGAAUGGCAAGCCUCUUAAUGGACGAGUUGUCUUUGUGGACUACGCAAAGCCUAAAACUGAUGGUGGCGGCAUGCCAAUAGCCCGAGGUCCCCCUGAGCCACCAGUAGAACAAUGAGAGUUACCAAACAGACCACUCUGACUCUGUGUGCUGCUAGAGUUGCAAGCCUUGCUCUUGCAAAAUGAUUAAUCUGGAGAGCGUCGUUUCUCGUUUGGCCGGCAACCAAGAACUAUACAAAUAUCUUGUAAGUCACCACUAGUCAAAAGAAGUUAGUUGUUUUUCAAAUAUGAGUGAAAAAUUUAUGU